Porites lobata is the source of this 1415-nucleotide messenger RNA. The record is from the annotation of a GenBank genome assembly. Lineage: Eukaryota; Metazoa; Cnidaria; Anthozoa; Scleractinia; Poritidae.
UUUCUGCUUUCUCUGCCGCUCUCCCCAGUUAGAAUGGCAUCCCUAAGGAAUACUCGAGAAGCUUUACUGCUGGGAUACAGCGAAGGAUGGCUGGAUGAAAUGGAAUUCCUCGCUUUAUAUGAUUUAAAUACGUCUGAAAACCUUGAAUUUCCCUAUGAUUCAUAUGAUCAGUUCAACCUCGAUGAUAUCGACGAAGCUGAGUGCAUUGCAGAAUUUCGCUUUGAGAAGCGACAUAUUCUGCAACUAGAAGAGGUGCUACAGAUUCCUGCUCUCUUGAAGUGCGACCAGAGAUCAGUGUUCACUGGAACGGAAGGACUAUGCUUGCUCCUGAAAAGGCUGGCUUACCCUUGUAGAUAUUCAGAUCUUAUUUAUCGUUUUGGCAGACCAGUACCUGUCCUAUGCAUGAUUACCAACAAAGUUAUAGACUACAUAUACGAUACCCACCACCGCAAGAUAACCAACUGGAAUAACGGUAUCUUGAACCCCGUUUCCUUACAAAUGUAUGCAGAUGCGAUUUCAACCAAAGGAGCAGCCUUAGAUAAUUGUUUCGGGUUCAUCGAUGGGACUGUGAGAGCAAUUUCUAAACCUGGUGAACGACAAAGAGUGAUGUACAACGGCCACAAAAGAAUCCAUGGCAUCAAAUUUCAAUCAGUUACACUGCCAAAUGGCCUCAUUGCAAACAUGUAUGGCCCAGUUGGUAAGAAAUAAUCACAUGUAUACUUUAGGGAGGGGAGAAUAUGAAGGUAAAUUAAAUGUUAUUUUGAUUCAGGUGUUUACCAGAUAAUUUUGGCAAGUCCCACCUAUACACCCCUUUCUGCAUCUUCAUCUCCAUUUUGGUUUGCUUUCAAUGGCAAUUUUAAUUUUCAGUUAGAAACUAGCGAAUAAGAGUCCUUUAAGAAUGCAAUCACUGGGGGAAAAGGUAACAGAUUGUUUAGAGUACUGUUUUGUGAUUACCUACCCAGCAAGUGAGUCACCUAUGGUUUUAUGAACAUGCCUACUACUCCCUUCACAAUCACAAACACAAAUAAUUAUGUGAUACUUUUUUGUUAAGAAAAGCAUAAUCUAUGAUGUAAAAACCUUUUGUCUUUCAUGUUUAUCACCACUGUAAAGAAGGAAGGAAGCAUGAUGCAAGCAUGUUAACAGACUCUGGCCUGCUAAGAGAACUACAGCGGAAUGCAAUAUCACCCACUGGGCAGCCUCUCUGUGUCUAUGGGGACCCUGCGUACCCAUUAAGGGUGCAUUUACAGGGCCCAUUCAAGAAUGCCUACUUAACUCCUCAGAUGCAGCAGUUUAAUAAGUCUAUGAGUGAAGUUAAAAUUUCUGUUGAAUGGCUUUUUAAUGACAUCAUCAAUUAUUUUAAGUUCAUGGAUUUUAAGAAAAAUCUCAAGGUUGGCUUAAGCAGUGUAGGCAAAAUG